AUUUAUCCUCCGUCCCGCCCAAGAAGCUCUAUCUGGCGAAGGACGCACCAUUGAAACUGAAGCCACUGAAGCUCGUUGCGUCGCCGACGAAAGGGGAAGAUGGACAAGGCGAUCCGAACAAACGCGUGCAGUUGGCAAACAUCGGGGAAUUUGUGUCUAACACGGCCGUGAAGGUGGACGAGUCGAAGAAGAAGAUCAAGAAAUUGCCGCUGAACGGACCGAAAAUGUUGUCCGUGUCCCCGCCAAAGGGCUACAAGAAGUUACUCGCGAGCUGUGAGCACAAGUACGUGAAGUGCCA
Messenger RNA from Amoebophrya sp. A120, 298 nucleotides. NCBI's taxonomy places the organism in Eukaryota, Dinophyceae, Syndiniales, Amoebophryaceae. The record is from the annotation of a GenBank genome assembly.